Schistosoma rodhaini is the source of this 2695-nucleotide messenger RNA. NCBI's taxonomy places the organism in Eukaryota, Metazoa, Platyhelminthes, Trematoda, Strigeidida, Schistosomatidae. The record is from the annotation of a GenBank genome assembly.
CAAUAUAUAUGUUUAAAUAAAUAAGAUAGUAGACUGAAACCUGGUAAGUCAGUGAAUCCAGAUGAGUUAGAUCUUAGAAUACUGGUAUCGCUCAGGGACACGAUUUUCAGAACCACUCAUACAAUUAUUCAGUAUAUUUUCUUCCCGAACUCAACUCUCCAUUAUCUAACUACCACCAUCUUAACCUAACCAACCUAUUGGUUGAAGUAUCAGAUUAAAAAAUUCCGGUUAAAUUACUUGACCAUGUGGAAAUAAAGUCUGUUAAUUCCAGAGCAAUACGGUUUUCGUAAAAGAUAUCUGACUGACAAAUUCACUGACAAGGAUGCUGAUAGUAGCUCAACAUAGCAACAUAUAUGUUUAUUUACUCAUCUUUGAACAACGUUAUUGUAAUUUGGCAGAAACGUGUAAAUUCUUCACAGUAGUGUGAUCGCUUAGUACAACUUUUGAGGUGUCAGAUGAAAAUAUUUACUUUAAAAACGAUACCUUAUAAACAGAAGUAUUACAACCAGGUGAUUGUCAAUUAAUAACUAGUGAAGACCCAAACAUUCGAAUUUUCCUGAUUGGUAGACAUUUAACGACUUUCCAUACCAACCUUUUCAAUAACGGGAAAUGUAAACACAUUGGUAUUUUUAUCCUUUUUUAUUCUAGAUUCUAGAAAAUAAUUUCAACAAACGAACCUUCUACUUUUUUAAUUUCCUAUAGGAUUUGAAUUUAUCACGAUCCUUAUUGACUCAUCGUUUUGGAUUGUCUGCAAUGAUUAAUAGACUUGACUAGUUAAAAUAAGAAAAAUUAAAUUUUCCAUCCUUUAUCACUGAUAAUGGAAAAUUAUUGCGUAUUGUGAAUUUACUGUUAACAUCGCAUUUAUUUGGCUACUAAAACUUAUGAACUAUUCUUCGAAAAAUUGUUCGUCCGGUCAGCGAUCAAAUUCAUAUUUCUCUGUUGUCAUCUUUUCAAUCCCAAAUAAAUGAGAAUUGAACUCUGUGAUGAAACGUGAUCUUCAUAGCUGUUGUCCUCGGAAGGAUCAUAAUCUAUAGUUACUAAACAAAUGAUAUAACUAAAAGUUCGAUUGCUAAGAGGCAGGUGUAUUAAUUUUGCAUAUUGUCAACAUUAAACAUUAUGCUUUCCCGUGAUCUUAAUUUUAUGUUUUACUUGUUUUUCGGAUAUUUCUUUUGGAAAUCGAUGUGAAGAGUAACACAAAUAAGAGCUAUACAUAAACGCACCAAGUAUUUGUUUCUGAAGCUUAAGAAUCUACAUUAAGCUUUUAAUAAAUAAAUGUUCUAACUUUAUCUGUUCUGGUUUUUGUGUAUCGUAUGAACCUUACAUUUUUCUAUAUGUGAAGAAACAGCUGUACUUGUAAACUAAAUAAUCAAAAUCUAUGAAAGCAAAUCAAAUCCGUUAACAAUAUUCAUUAUUUAGAAGAUUAAUUCUAAACACAGAAAAGUGAACUACAGAUAAGGUCCAGAAAAUUUAACGGUUUAAAAACUGUAAAUAGUCCUUUUUGUGAUAACUAAUCAGUUUUUCAAAUUGUCCCAGUGUAGAUCUCUGCCCUUGAUGAGGUACUACUGCUUCAUACUUGAUAUAUUCCUAGUCAGUCACUAGUAAGCGAUGUAAAACCUGACACGCGCAAUGGUUCAAGUUGCCACAUCACAUCAGCACAUCCAGAUAGCAUUACCAAGACAAAUACCAAAGUGACAGAAGUAAAAGCAGUAUUAAUGGUAGUAGAAAAUAUGGACAAUAUAAUUUAAUAAAAAGAAAAGAACUUGCGGAUUAAAAAGUAUGAGGUAACUUCAAAUCUCAAGAUCUAGGUAGAGAUAAAGGGUAAAUGGAUUUGCUCUAUCGUGAUUAAUUUUGAGUCGUUUCACCUAACGUAUCCAACCACUAGUCUCAGUUAUUGCUUGAACCCUAACCAGACAGUCUGCACAGAACAACAAUUCAUGAAUUUAUGGACCAAUAUAAUGUUUUUUUGGCUGUCUCUAGGUUUCUUUCAAUUUACUCUUACGUCAACCAAUAUCACACCUUAAGAUGUUCCCCGUGUUUGAUUCCUUUUACCCCUCCCAAAAGAUUAUUGAUGACUUUUCUCUGUUGUUCCAUAAAAGAUCCCAGAUUGCUGUCGUCACACGAGUCAGUCCCUGCAUGGAUUGAAGUUAGACACAGUAGAAACAUAUCCUUAUCGUUUUGGUUCAUCAUGACAGUACUUUGGAUGUUAGUUUGUUGUUCAGUCGGUUUUAUUGCAGAGUCGUACUUUGUCCAGUUAACUUUGUUUUUCUCUGCCGUUAUUUUCAUUUAUAUGCAUUUACGUAAUACCAUUACUGAAGAAUCUCUUCUACUCAUAUCUGGAUAUGGUUUACAAACAUCAAAUCGUUACUUUACUGGUCGACGAUCGUAUUCUUCAUUUAUUCCAGUAGAACGGAUUAAAGGAUUUCAUUUAAUUGAUUCCGUCAGUCCAUUUACUAUUUGUACUUAUUUAAGUUGUGAAUUCUCCAAGGUCACUUCUUCUACUACUACAGCUGAUCCACAGAAAACUGAAUCAUUAUUCAAUAAAGCUACAACAACAUUACAGACAGAUUACGAUCUUUUACCAUUAAUGCCAAUUACUAUGGACAAUAAACAAAUUCGAUUUAAAGGUUGUGAUCGUAUUCCAUUGCCUUAUCUUGUAUGGAUGUUACGUUUAGCAAAUACAGUUUUAUUUCACUAA